GAGACACUAGGAGGGAGAAGGGCAGGGGAAGCGCUGUAGCUUCCUUCCAUCACUAAAGCAAUAACCUAUUAGGAUUUUCUUUGGCACCUAUCACCCCAGAGAUGCAAAGAAGGAGAGAGAAGCAUCAACCAGCCCAACUCUGACAUUUCUAAUAAGAACUUACAGACUUAACAUGCCUGCCUCUCUACACUGAGGAGACAGGAAUGGAAAAUGUGUGCAGUGUAGAGUGGAAAAUACCCCUGAUCUAAAGAAGUGUACUGGGUUUUGUGCUUGCCUGUUGGUUGCGGUGGUGUAUGCACGUUAAGCACCAGAAGGAUCGUCGCCGGAUAGAAAUGAAACGUGGAGAGGAUGACUAACGACAGAACUGUGAAUUUUGUCUCUGGAGUUGCUAAUUUCCCACCCCGAAGCAACACAUUUCGCAAAGAGCAAGCGUUUGGCUGCUGCUGAUUUCUCCAAAACUGGUGGUUUAGCAGAUGCUUUGUGCUGUAUGUGUUGGAACAGAUCCUUGCUGAGCCGCAGCAGAUCGGCAAAGGUACACAACCAGUUUGCUGUCUCCAAAUAAGAAAUGAGAUGUAAUGCAUCCUGCAGUCCAUGCACGCCUCCUCUUGCAAAUCGUGCACCAUUCCUCUGUGGAAAUCUUUAAAUCCUAAAAUCCAGAAAAAGAGAAUAAACACAUUAUCAUGGACCUGAGGGAUUUUUACCUGUUGGCUGCUCUGAUUGCCUGUUUAAGGCUGGAUUCAGCUAUAGCUCAAGAACUUAUUUACACUAUUAGAGAGGAGCUGCCUGAAAAUGUACCCAUAGGAAACAUACCAAAGGAUCUGAACAUUUCUCACAUCAGUGCUGCCACAGGGACCAGCGCCAGCCUCGUCUACAGACUGGUUUCUAAAGCAGGGGAUGCCCCUUUGGUCAAAGUGUCCAGCACCACUGGGGAAAUCUUCACCACCUCUAAUAGAAUAGACAGAGAAAAACUCUGUGCUGGAGCCUCCUAUGCUGAAGAAAAUGAGUGCUUUUUUGAACUUGAAGUGGUUAUUCUCCCCAAUGACUUUUUUAGGCUGAUCAAAAUAAAAAUCAUUGUAAAAGAUACCAAUGACAAUGCACCUAUGUUUCCAUCUCCUGUCAUCAAUAUUUCCAUACCUGAAAACACGUUGAUCAAUAGCCGCUUUCCAAUUCCAUCAGCAACUGAUCCUGACACAGGUUUCAACGGUGUACAGCACUAUGAAUUGUUAAAUGGGCAGAGUGUCUUUGGACUGGAUAUUGUUGAAACUCCGGAAGGAGAGAAAUGGCCUCAACUGAUCGUACAGCAAAACUUGGAUAGAGAGCAGAAGGACACCUAUGUGAUGAAAAUCAAAGUAGAGGAUGGAGGAACCCCUCAGAAAUCCAGCACAGCCAUACUGCAAGUCACAGUAAGUGAUGUCAAUGAUAACAGACCCGUUUUUAAAGAGAGUCAGGUGGAGGUUCACAUACCAGAGAAUGCCCCAGUAGGCACCUCUGUAAUUCAGCUUCAUGCUACAGAUGCAGAUGUAGGAAGCAAUGCAGAAAUCAGAUAUAUUUUUGGUGCCCAAGUUGCCCCUACAACAAAAAGGCUGUUUGCUUUAAAUAACACAACAGGGCUGAUUACAGUUCAGAGGUCCUUAGAUCGAGAAGAGACUGCUAUUCACAAAGUGACAGUGCUGGCCAGUGAUGGUAGCUCUACUCCUGCUCGGGCAACUGUUACCAUCAAUGUCACUGAUGUAAACGAUAACCCUCCUAACAUAGACCUCAGGUACAUUAUAAGUCCCAUCAAUGGCACAGUAUACUUAUCUGAGAAAGAUCCUGUCAAUACAAAGAUUGCCCUAAUUACAGUUUCAGAUAAGGACACUGAUGUGAAUGGCAAAGUGAUCUGUUUCAUUGAGAGAGAGGUCCCAUUUCACUUGAAGGCAGUUUACGACAACCAGUAUUUGUUAGAGACCUCUUCCUUGUUGGACUAUGAGGGCACCAAAGAAUUCAGCUUUAAAAUUGUUGCCUCUGAUUCUGGCAAACCCAGUUUGAACCAGACUGCACUGGUAAGAGUUAAACUGGAGGAUGAAAAUGACAACCCUCCAAUUUUCAGCCAGCCUGUAAUUGAGCUGUCAGUUUCUGAAAACAACCGUCGUGGUCUAUACUUAACAACUAUUAGUGCCACAGAUGAAGACAGUGGGAAAAAUGCAGACAUUGUUUAUCAGCUUGGCCCUAAUGCUUCCUUUUUCGAUCUGGAUCGAAAGACGGGAGUUUUGACAGCCUCCAGAGUUUUUGACAGAGAAGAGCAAGAACGUUUCAUUUUCACUGUAACAGCAAGGGACAACGGCACCCCUCCUCUGCAGAGUCAAGCGGCUGUAAUUGUUACUGUGCUGGAUGAAAAUGACAACAGUCCCAAAUUUACUCAUAAUCACUUUCAGUUUUUUGUAUCUGAGAAUUUACCAAAGUAUAGCACUGUGGGAGUGAUCACAGUGACUGAUGCAGAUGCAGGGGAAAAUAAAGCAGUGACCCUUUCCAUCCUGAAUGAUAAUGAGAACUUUGUGCUGGAUCCUUACUCUGGAGUUAUAAAGUCCAAUGUUUCUUUUGAUCGAGAACAGCAGAGCUCGUACACCUUUGAUGUCAAGGCCAUUGAUGGAGGACAACCUCCUCGCUCUUCUACAGCAAAAGUAACAAUAAAUGUCAUGGAUGUUAAUGAUAACAGCCCAGUUGUCAUCUACCCACCUUCUAAUACUUCUUUUAAGUUGGUGCCACUCUCAGCAAUCCCAGGCUCUGUUGUAGCAGAAGUAUUUGCUGUGGAUAUAGACACUGGAAUGAAUGCUGAACUUAAAUAUACAAUUGUAAGUGGAAAUAACAAAGGUUUAUUUCGUAUUGAUCCAGUGACAGGUAAUAUUACUCUGGAAGAAAAACCAGCUCUUACUGAUGUGGGGCUGCAUCGUUUAGUGGUCAACAUAAGUGACUUGGGUUAUCCUAAAUCCUUGCAUACUCUUGUGCUUGUAUUUUUGUAUGUAAAUGACACUGCUGGAAAUGCCUCUUAUAUUUAUGACUUGAUACGCAGGACUAUGGAAACACCCUUGGACCGGAACAUAGGGGACAGUAGCCAACCCUAUCAAAAUGAGGACUAUCUUACUAUCAUGAUUGCUAUAGUGGCAGGUGCUAUGGUUGUGAUAGUGGUGAUAUUUGUCACGGUUCUGGUUCGCUGUCGACAUGCAUCUAGGUUCAAAGCGGCACAAAGGAGCAAGCAAGGUGCUGAAUGGAUGUCUCCCAAUCAGGAGAACAAACAGAACAAGAAAAAGAAAAGGAAGAAAAGGAAGUCUCCUAAAAGUUCUCUUUUAAACUUUGUUACCAUUGAGGAGUCGAAACCUGAUGAUGCUGUCCAUGAACCUAUCAACGGGACAAUAAGCCUUCCAGCUGAGCUGGAGGAGCAAAGUAUAGGAAGAUUUGACUGGGGCACAGCACCACCAACAACCUUUAAGCCUAACAGUCCUGAUCUUGCUAAGCAUUACAAAUCUGCCUCUCCACAGUCCGCUUUUCAUCUUAAACCUGACACUCCAGUAUCAGUGAAAAAGCAUCAUGUGAUUCAGGAACUUCCGUUGGACAACACCUUUGUUGGUGGUUGUGACACCCUUUCCAAACGCUCUUCCACUAGUUCAGAUCACUUCAGUGCCUCAGAGUGCAGUUCCCAAGGAGGCUUCAAGACAAAGGGCCCCUUACACACCAGACAGUCCCAGCGCCGUGUUACGUUUCACCUCCCUGAUGGCUCCCAGGAAAGCUGCAGUGACAGUGGUCUAGGAGACCAUGAGCCUGUGGGUAGUGGAACCCUGAUCUCACACCCUCUCCCUCUGGUUCAGCCACAGGACGAAUUCUACGACCAGGCCUCACCGGACAAGAGGACUGAAGCUGAUGGCAACUCUGACCCCAACUCCGAUGGGCCUCUUGGUCCACGAGGAUUAGCUGAAGCUACAGAGAUGUGUACUCAAGAAUGCCUGGUUUUGGGACACUCAGAUAACUGUUGGAUGCCUCCCAGCCUGGGUCCAUACCAGCAGGCAAAGUCUCCUCUCUCCACCUUUGCACCUCAGAAAGAAUGGGUUAAGAAGGACAAACUAGUGAAUGGACACACGUUGACAAGAACCUGGAAAGAAGAUAGCAACAGAAACCAGUUCAGUGACCGAAAGCAGUAUGGUUCUGGUGAGGGCCAUUUCAACACUGGCAAUCACAUGACUGACAUUCCUUUGGCUAACUUGAAGUCUUAUAAACAGGCCUCAGGACCUGCUGAGAGUCCAAAAGAGCACCAGCUAUAAGAAAUGGCUACUUUGGAUCAAUGACUUUAGUCUACUUAGACUUGCUAAUACUGUGCGUGUGUGUGUGUGUGUGUCAGAGCUUUAUGUACUGGGUAGACCUCUACAACUAUGCUUCACAUAGCAGAAAUAUACAUAUCUUUGUGUUAGCCCAAUGGAAAGUAUAAUGUUCUGCAACACAAAAGAGUGUUUCUUCUAGUUGUGUGGUUUUGUUAAAGAGACAUGAUUAAACUCUGCAGAGAUCUCUCCAGUUUGCAAAUAUCCUUUUUGUUUGUUUGUUUUUUGACCCUGGACUGCUGCUACAAACAACGGAAGAUGCAUUUGGAGAGUGAUAGACCAAGAGAGAGAGUUCAGUGGAUUAUAAUGAUUGAAAAGCAUAUCCAGUUAGAAAAUUGUGCUCUUGCUGUCAUUGAUCUGUGCUGGGACUGCUAUACUUGAUAUCAUACCGCAAACAAAACAACUAAAACUAUAAAUAUUAAACCUAUUGUGCUAUUAACAACAUUAGUGGACACUUGUAAGUCAAUCAGUGUUCAAAAUACUUGUAAAUAGGAACAAUUAUUACUAACAAAAUUUGUGUACUUAUAAUGUUCACCUAAAAAGGAUACUGUAGCAUAAUUCUUUGUUUCACAGUUGCUUUUUACUUUCUUUCAUUUGCUUCCUGUUGUUUUGUUUUUAAUUUCAGUGAUGGUGUUUCUGUGUUAGUAGUCUGUCUGACACACAAAGUUCCAAGGAACUCAAAACACUUGUGUUUAAAAAAUAAACCAAACAAAAAACCUCUUGCUUCUGUUUAACAGCAGAUGAUGCUGGCAUUCUAGUAAGCAGAGCUGUUUGCAAAUAUUAAAAAACAAAAGGAUUUACGCAAGGGCUUUAAACUUUAAUAACUUUAAUUUCACUUCCAUUCUGUUUUGCAAAGCAGAGGAACUUAAAAAAAAGAAGUUAGCUAUGUGGGUGGUGGCAAAGGAGCGUCAGAUGGCAUUUAUUUAGGAACCCUGAUCAGUUAACUGUCAUAUCACAAUUAAUGAAAAGUAACAUUGAGCUAAUCUGGAGUAGGAGAAGGGAAAUUUGGAGAAACAAAAUACAAGGAUCAUUUUCUUUCCAAUUGGGCAAGUGUGUGUCUAUACCUAAGACAGUUUGUAUUGCUGAAAAAGCGGCAUUUGUGUUGAUCCUCAUCUGCGUUAAUGUUGUAGUAACACAUGUGUUUUUAGACCAUAGCCACAGAAUAUUUAAUGUGUUGUGCCUUCAUGAUGUAACAGAGCAUUCUCCUGGUAGGCUAGUUGGGGAAACUAAGGGUUAAAACUCUAAUUAUUGCUGUUUAACUGUUUGUUAUCAUAGUUGGUCAAUGCCUGGCAGGUACCGGCGUCAUGUCACUUCAGUCAAACCGGCAGAGUGACUCUUACUAUUAAUAAGAUCUAAGUUGCACGUAAAACAAAUCCAAAUCUGGACAUUCAUAGGCGGUUUUUGUUAAGGCAUGACAGAUGAUUUAAACAAAUAAAUAGCAUGCAGAAAAAAAUAAGAAA
Molecule: messenger RNA, 5806 nt
Organism: Gopherus evgoodei (Goodes thornscrub tortoise)
Lineage: Eukaryota; Metazoa; Chordata; Testudines; Testudinidae
Gene: PCDH9
Product: protocadherin 9
Exons: 4
Coding region: 681-4292 (1203 amino acids)
Biological process (GO): homophilic cell-cell adhesion
Cellular component (GO): plasma membrane
Molecular function (GO): calcium ion binding
Source: RefSeq, a predicted model, not a curated record